GGGGCGGGGAGACAGACUGCGGGGUGAACGAUAAACGCAGCGACGUGGGUUUAUCUCUGGCCCCACCGACCCGACCCCCUCCGUCCUUGCCGCCAUGACGGGGCUCGUGCUGCUCUACUCCGGGGUCUCUGUGGCCUUCUGGGCCACCAUGCUUGUCGUGGGAACCUGCUACACCAUCUUUGACUUGGGGUUCCGCUUUGAUGUGGCAUGGUUCCUUACUGAGACGUCCCCUUUCAUGUGGUCGAACCUGGGCAUUGGUCUAGCUAUCUCCUUGUCUGUGGUUGGGGCAGCCUGGGGGAUCUAUAUUACAGGCUCCUCCAUCAUUGGGGGAGGAGUGAAGGCCCCUAGGAUUAAGACCAAGAACCUGGUCAGCAUCAUCUUCUGCGAGGCUGUAGCUAUCUAUGGCAUCAUCAUGGCAAUUGUCAUUAGUAACAUGGCUGAGCCUUUCACUGCCACUAAUCCCAAGGCCAUCGGCCAUCGAAACUACCAUGCAGGCUACUCCAUGUUUGGAGCUGGCCUCACAGUGGGCCUGUGCAACCUCUUCUGUGGAGUCUGCGUGGGCAUCGUGGGCAGUGGGGCUGCACUGGCUGAUGCUCAGAACCCCAGCCUCUUUGUAAAGAUUCUCAUCGUGGAGAUCUUUGGCAGCGCCAUUGGCCUCUUUGGGGUCAUCGUCGCAAUCCUCCAGACCUCCAGAGUGAAGAUGGGUGACUAGAUGAUCUGUGUGGGUGGGGCUGUGCCCCACUCUUAAUUUAUUUGUGGUUUUCCUGAGACAGCUGGAACUGUGCCCCUUAGCUUUUCAGGGGGCUUGGCGUUCAGGGCUCUCUCUGCACUCACCUCCCGCUGCCUGUCGACUUGGAGGCAUUGCUUGGUAGAUCCUCGUGGGAAGUGGGCCGCUGACAACUGUGUUCAGUUGUGCACUUGGGCCUCCUAUAUGCACCCCCACCUUUACCCAGUGUUUGUGAAAUAAAUGUGAUAUUUGUC
Molecule: messenger RNA, 981 nt
Organism: Trichechus manatus latirostris (Florida manatee)
Lineage: Eukaryota; Metazoa; Chordata; Mammalia; Sirenia; Trichechidae
Gene: ATP6V0B
Product: ATPase H+ transporting V0 subunit b
Exons: 8
Coding region: 95-712 (205 amino acids)
Biological process (GO): proton transmembrane transport
Cellular component (GO): proton-transporting V-type ATPase, V0 domain; membrane
Molecular function (GO): proton-transporting ATPase activity, rotational mechanism
Source: RefSeq, a predicted model, not a curated record